Vicia villosa (hairy vetch) is the source of this 1935-nucleotide messenger RNA. RefSeq names its product probable receptor-like protein kinase At1g80640. Gene Ontology annotation, biological process: protein phosphorylation. Lineage: Eukaryota; Viridiplantae; Streptophyta; Magnoliopsida; Fabales; Fabaceae. Gene Ontology annotation, molecular function: protein kinase activity; ATP binding. Bases 168 to 1517 code for a protein of 449 amino acids. The record is from RefSeq and is a predicted model, not a curated record. The transcript has 10 exons.
ACAAAAAAAAACACAUUCACUUUCUGUGACACACAAACUCUUAGCUGUGUCUUUCUCUAUCUCUGUGUGCGUGUGUGUUUUCCUUUUCAUGAUUCAUCUAUACAUUUGUUUAUGUCUUUGAUUGAAUCCUUAUCUUCAUGUUUGAAUAAAAACAUAGAAACAAAACAAUGACAAUGAAGCUUCUUCCCAUGUUUCUCAUGUUUCAUAUGUUCAUCCUUAUUCUUCACAAACCCAUUUUGGUUCUUGCUUCUGUUGUUGUUCCUUCACCUCAAGUUUCACCCUUUCCUCCAAUCCUCCCUUCAAUGACAAUCAUUGCUACCUCUCCAGGUGUUCAUGAUGGAGAAGAUGAAGAUGAAAAAAUGGAUUCACACAGGAAAAAGAUAAGGGCUUUUGUGGUAGCUAGCACUGCUCUUAGUGCUAUCAUUUUGUGUCUGUUAAGCUUCUGGAUUUACUACAUCAUAAAUGGUUCGAAACCCAACAGGAAGAAGAACCUUAAAAACUCAGAUUCUGAGAAAGGGCUUGGUUUUGCACCAAUUUUGAGUAAAUUCAAUUCUGUGAAGAAGGUUGGUAAGAAAGGGUGUGUUCCAAUCAUUGACUAUGAGCAAAUAGAAAAAGGCACUGAAAAUUUCAAGGAAAGUAACAUCUUAGGUGAGGGUGGUUUUGGAUGUGUUUACAAGGCUAGUUUGGAUGAUAAUUUGGUGGUUGCAGUCAAGAGGUUGAAUUGUGAAUGUCAAUAUGCAGAAAGAGAGUAUGAGAAUGAAGUUGAAUUGUUAAGUGAAAUUCAACAUCCAAAUGUGAUUUCUUUACUUGGUUGUGGAAGCCAUGAGGAUUCCAGGUUUAUUAUCUAUGAGUUGAUGCAAAAUGGAUCAUUGGAAACUCAAUUACAUGGACCUUCUCAUGGCUCUGCAUUGACAUGGCAUAUGAGAAUGAAGAUUGCUCUUGACACAGCAAGAGGCUUAAAGUAUCUGCAUGAGCACUGUUACCCUGCAGUGAUCCAUAGAGAUCUAAAAUCUUCUAAUAUUCUUUUGGAUGCAAACUUCAAUGCCAAGCUUUCUGAUUUUGGUCUUGCAAUAAUUGAUGGGUCCCAAAACAAGAAUAACAUCAAGCUUUCAGGCACAUUGGGGUAUGUAGCACCAGAGUAUCUCUUAGAUGGUAAAUUGACUGAUAAAAGUGAUGUAUAUGCUUUUGGAGUUGUGCUUCUUGAGCUUCUAUUAGGAAGGAAGCCUGUUGAAAAACUGAGUUCAUCUCAAUGCCAAUCUAUUGUCACAUGGGCAAUGCCACAGCUCACAGACAGAGCCAAGCUUCCAAACAUUGUGGAUAAUGUGAUUAAGAACACAAUGGAUCCUAAACACUUAUUCCAGGUUGCUGCUGUGGCCGUGUUAUGUGUGCAACCAGAGCCAUGUUACCGCCCGUUGAUUGCAGAUGUUCUACACUCUCUUAUCCCGCUCGUACCCGUUGAGCUUGGAGGAACUCUCAGAGUUUCGCAAGUGACACAUCAACCUCCAAAUUCUAGUUAACAUUGUAAAACCAUCGAUUUCAGAGAAUAUUCUUGUGUUGAGAAUCCAGGCCAUGUUUUCAUGAUGCUGCCAAACCAGUGAUACUUUCUCAAACUUGGAGUUGCAGACAGAUUCAUAACCACACUGUUCAUGUAAUAAUAAUACAUGUGGUCUAGUAGUUUGGCAACGAAGCAUAGACACAUUCAUAAGGAAAAAGGGUUAGGCCUAUAUGAUUGAAGACCUUGGGACUGUUAAUGAUAAAUGCAAAGAAGAUUUUAAUUUCGAUUUCAUGAAUAUAGUUGUGUAUAGUGCAGUGAUUUUAUGGAACAAUGUAUUGUCAGAAAGGAUCUGAUUAUCUUUCACUACCUCUUUUGACUAUAUGUAAUUCAAUAAACCGGGUUACAAAUAAUUCAGAGAAACUGUUAUUAUGCUAAGAUCA